This is a messenger RNA of Labrus mixtus (cuckoo wrasse), 1451 nucleotides long. It is a transcript of the gene ascc1, whose product is annotated as activating signal cointegrator 1 complex subunit 1. The transcript is spliced from 10 exons. Lineage: Eukaryota; Metazoa; Chordata; Actinopteri; Labriformes; Labridae. The coding region runs from base 122 to 1189 and encodes 355 amino acids. Gene Ontology annotation, cellular component: nucleus. Gene Ontology annotation, molecular function: RNA binding. The record is from RefSeq and is a predicted model, not a curated record. Gene Ontology annotation, biological process: regulation of DNA-templated transcription; DNA alkylation repair.
GAGUUUAGUCAGGUAACUAACGCCAGCUUGUGGAAAAAAAGGUGUUUCAAAAGCUACUUCAGCUUAUUUAACAACUUCUUAAAACAUUCCUUUUAAGUUGUUAGGUUAGCUUCCUUACAUUAUGGAGGUUUUACGUCCACCUCUUAUAAAUAUAGACGGAAGAAUAUACAGAAGGAAUAUCACAAAGGAUGAACACUAUGAGGAAGAAGAGGAAGAUUUUUCUUACAUGGGACCACCAGAGAGUGAAGAUGUUGCAGAAGAUGAAUCCUGUGACACCACCUGCAUUGAACAGACUGAUAAAGGAUACCGCUGUGCCAUUGAUGUCCCAAGUGUGCUUUACAAAUACAUCAUUGGGAAAAAAGGAGAGACACGCAGACGUCUAGAGUUCGACACAAAGACGUCCAUCAGCAUCCCAAAGCAAGGAGUGGAAGGACAGAUCGUCAUCACAGGCUCCCACAAAGCUGCAGUCUCGUCUGCAGUCACGAGAGUCGAGGUCCUUGUGGAGAGCUUCCGGAAAAAGCAGCCUUUCACACACUUCUUGUCGUUCCCCCUGAACGACGCAAAAGUUCAAGAAGGAUUCCUGACUUUUAAAGAGGAGGCGUUGAAGCAGUGUUCACAGGAUCACGGGGUAGAUGGAAGCAUCUUUCAGAACCCUGCAAAGCUUCACCUGACGGUCGGCACCCUGGCACUGUUAAAUGACAUGGAAGUGAGGAAAGCGUGUGAGCAUCUCCAAGAGUGUCAAAACUUCAUCAGGGACAUCACAGAGGGAAAAUCUCUGCCAUUGGCGGUGAAGGGGAUAGAGUACAUGAAUGAUGAUCCAGCCACGGUGGAUGUGCUGUAUGCUAAAGUCAACGUGAAAGAUGGAUCUGACAGGUUGCAGGUGAUUGCUGACCGGCUGGUUGAGCAUUUUGUCUCAGCAGGGCUGAUGGUUAGAGAGUGGGACAGAGUGAAGCUGCACGGCACUGUGAUGAACACUCUGUUCAGGAAGGACUCCACAGUUGAAGACACAGGUGGAACAGGAAGACAAAUCAUGAGUGAAAGGGAGGCUUUUGAUGCCAGAAAUGUACUGAAGAAAUUCGGAGCUUAUCACUUUGGAGACUUUGAGCUGAAUGCUGUCCUGCUGUCUCAGAGAUAUUCCACUGAUUGUACGGGCUACUACUCGUCUGCAGGCAGCAUCAACCUCUCAUGAGCUCAUCGCUGCACAUACUGAGGUCAUCGUUGGAGAAGUCUUCAGUGUGGCUCGCUGAAGAAGAAGAAACACUUCAGAAUCCAGUUUCCACCAAAUAAUGAACAUGAAUGGACAAAGUGUUGCUGCAUCUUUGAUCAAUCAUUUGCUGAAAUCUGUUGGAAAACUAACAUUUGAUUUACUGAUGUUUUGCUUCACGCUCACAGGAGUUUAUUUAAUCAUUCUGUUUUAAUCUGGCAAGAAUAAAUAAAUGUGUAAAGCAGCC